AUGGGUUCUCAAACGAUUACGGCAAACUCCGCUACACAGUUUGUUGUUGCCGCUGGGACUACGCUGACGCCUGGUGGUGUGGUCACUGUUGGCGGCACGACGUACAGCCUUGCUUCUGGCGCAACCGCCGUUGUGGUCAAUGGAGUGACUUCCACCCUCAGCCAGGCCAUUGCUCCAGGCCAGACACUCACUCCAGGCGGUGUAGUGACCGUAAGCGGCACGACUAUCAGCUUGGCUAGCGGUGGAAGUACGUUCGUCAUCAACGGUGUAACUUCGACACGCGCCACAAGCCAGCAGACUCCAGGCGCAGCUGCUACCAUUCCACUUCUCACUGUCGGCUCGCAGACAUUCACU
Baudoinia panamericana UAMH 10762 is the source of this 354-nucleotide messenger RNA. RefSeq lists its product as uncharacterized. The transcript is spliced from 2 exons. Lineage: Eukaryota; Fungi; Ascomycota; Dothideomycetes; Mycosphaerellales; Teratosphaeriaceae. The record is from RefSeq and is a predicted model, not a curated record. The annotation marks the transcript as partial.